Malassezia globosa CBS 7966 is the source of this 207-nucleotide messenger RNA. RefSeq lists its product as uncharacterized. NCBI's taxonomy places the organism in Eukaryota, Fungi, Basidiomycota, Malasseziomycetes, Malasseziales, Malasseziaceae. The transcript is spliced from 3 exons. Bases 1 to 207 code for a protein of 68 amino acids. Gene Ontology annotation, cellular component: mitochondrial inner membrane. The record is from RefSeq and is a predicted model, not a curated record. Gene Ontology annotation, biological process: protein insertion into mitochondrial inner membrane.
AUGGGACUUUUCGGUGGCAGCAGCAGUAGUGCCAGCGCCUCCAAUGCUAAUUCACCUCAACUGGAUGCGGCCAUGGCCGAGCUCGACAUGAUUACAGAUGUGUUCAACCGUCUCGUCGAGUCGUGUCAUGCCAAGUGCAUCAGUCCUCGCUACGCUGAGGCUGACCUCAACAAAGGUGAGAGUGUUUGUGUGGAUCGAAUUAUGUAG